Molecule: messenger RNA, 1839 nt
Organism: Oldenlandia corymbosa var. corymbosa
Lineage: Eukaryota; Viridiplantae; Streptophyta; Magnoliopsida; Gentianales; Rubiaceae
Source: the annotation of a GenBank genome assembly
GACAUUACAAUUUACAUUAUUUUUUCCUCCUGAUAAGUUUUUUUCCUUUAUGAUGUUUUCUACAUUUCACAGAGAAAAGUGAUACUAAUGACAAGGCCAAUGACAGAAGCUGCCAUCACAGAGCUCUACAACACCUUUUCUCCCAAAACCUGGUGCAUUGCGGAUUUGGGAUGUUCCUCGGGACCAAACACUUUCAUGGCUGUUUUCGACCUAAUCAAAACCGUCGAUAAAAGGCGCAAAUCUUUAGGGCUUGAAUCUCCAGAAUAUCAGGUCUUCUUGAAUGAUCUUCCGACAAACGAUUUCAACACCAUCUUCAAAUCAGUGCCUGAAUUCCAAGAAAAACUAAGGAAUGAAAUGGAAGCUGGUUUUGGACAGUGUUUUGUGACUGGAGUUCCGGGUUCAUUCUAUCAAAGGCUUUUUCCAUCCAGAAGUCUUCACUUCGUUUACUCAUCUUAUAGUCUUCACUGGAUUUCCAAGGUUCCUGAAAUGGAAGAAGCUAAUAAAGGAAACAUUCAUAUGGCAAAUUCAUGCCCUGCAAGUGUGAUAAAGGCCUACGUGAAGCAGUUUGAGAAGGAUUUUUCAUCUUUUCUAAGCUGCCGUUCGGAAGAAAUAGUGACUGGUGGCCGGAUGGUUUUGACAUUAUUGGGAAGAAAAAAUGAAAAUCCUUGCAGCAAAGAAGGAUAUUAUCAUUGGGAGCUUUUAGCUAUGGCUCUAAGAGAGAUGGUUUCCGAGGUAUUCCAGUUAAUGUUUAAGUUAUGUACACACAUUUCAAUUAUUUCCUUCACAUUUUCAUACUUCAUGUUGUUGGACUAUUACAAUGAGACGAUAGGAAUAAUUUUGCAGAAAUGGAUAUCACGGUUAAGUUUGGACCACCUAAUAUCCAAAGAUGGCGGAUAUACUGUGUAACUAUUUAACAUUCACAAAUGACAUGGCAGGGUCUGAUACAAGAAGAGGAAUUAGAUUCAUUCAACAUUCCAGAUUACAAACCAUCUCCGACGGAAGUGCAAUCUCUAAUCGAGGUGGAAGGAUCUUUCAAGAUCGAUCGCCUCGAGACUUCCGAGAUACAUUGGAAUGCAUAUGAAGGCGAAAUUCUGGAAAACGGAAAAUUCAGAGAUGGUGGAAACAAUGUUGCCAAAUGCAUAAGAGCUAUAGCUGAGCCUUUGCUUGUUCGUCACUUUGGUGAAGAGAUUAUUGAGGAAGUCUUCUCCAGAUACAAGGACAUACUAAAUGAUUACAUGUCUAAAGAGCAAAACACUCGGUUCGUUAAUCUGACGGUCUCCUUGAUCAAAACGAAUAGAUUAUUUGGAGCAGGACCUACUUAAAUAGAAUCUAUAUCAGUUAAGGAAAUAGAUUUGGACACCGGGUAUGAUAUUGCUUUUGUACUCUUAAUGAAUUGAUAAUCAAACAAUUAUGCAAUUCCUUUAGUGAUAGUUAGCCUACACUUGAAAUGAUUGAUAUGCCAUUCCCCUGUAACCUUGUAUCAAUGACUACUGGAAAAGAAAGCUCUGCCUAAGUUUGCAAGAUGAAACAGAAAAUAACCUUCUCCUAUCUUUGUGAAAGAUCAUAAAAAUGCCAAUCGACAACCUUCCACCGAAUGCAAACAAACACACACCCAACACAUUUUCAAUUUGCCAUACAGAAUUCAGACAUGAAACCAUCAUUGAUUUGCAAACUAAUAACGUCAAUAACCUGUUACAGCGUGUGAUCAAAUUUGUUUUGAUUGCAAUCCUACACAAUAAUAGUUCCUGUGAACAGACCUGAUGUGCAACUUAAUGCAGUAUAUCAAUCUCAAUUUGGUUAAGGCUCCGUUUGGUUAGAUUGAAUUGUAAUUACAAUACU